AUGAGCAGUAGUCCUGUUCAGUAUGUUGCUGCUGCAUUAACUGAUUUGAUUUACCAUGAUAAUGUUUCCACUUCAGAUAGCAAUGAAGAACGAUUCGUCGUAGUACCAGUCGUGGAGUUGCCACUCAGUUAUAGUGCCUUGAAUUCGCCGGAAAUACUUUAUCUGGAUGGAACGAAUCAGAUAUUGCUUCGGUGUAUUAAUGGCUUAACAAUGAUCUUUGAUGCAGCCUUUGAAAAUACAUCACCCCUGGCUACGUAUCGUUUAAAUCCGAAUGCUCGGAUAAUUUACAAUAAGCAUAACAGUACGCUGGCAGUUGCAGAUUCCAAAAUGCUUUGCCUGCGUCAGGAUUAUGGCGGUACAUUUCUUCUUAAGACUGCACUGAAGAGGCCAUCAAAUAAAAUUGUUUCUGUUGAAUUACCAUUAGAUGAGGCUACGAAAUUUCUACAGAUAGUCACAAAUGACCCCGAUUCAGAAGAUAUUCUGAAACAACGACCUGCUCUGCAUAAAUUUACAUCACAAUUACGCAUCGCAGUUGCGAACUUGUCCGUUAACACUAUGGAAUCAGUUGUAAUAGAAACGAACGGCAAAGAAUUGCUUGAGCAACUACGACCUCUCGAAACUCCUGGGGAAAAGAAUAGUACAGAAGUACCAUCAGAAUGGAUGACUUUUAUCUGGCCUUAUAUUUCAACGCUUGGAGAACGCGUGCGACUGAUGUUGAAUCCAGAUAAUCCGUAUAAUUUCGAAUAUUCACCAGAGUGGAAAGGCCUGAACAAGGAUAUGAUGGCAAGUGAAGCAGCUCGUCGACUUACAUUUCAAAACUGGCCUCAUAUGGAAUACAGGUGGGCUCUACCGUGUCGGAUGGCCGAAGCAGGAUUUUAUCACCAACCAAAUAAUGCUGGCGAUGAUCGAGUUCUCUGCUUCUCUUGUUUUGUUUGUUUGGUGUGUUGGGAACCUUCAGAUGAACCUUGGUCUGAACACGAACGCCAUUCGCCAAAGUGUCGUUUUGUGCAUAAUUAUACAAACCCAAAUGUGCCUCUGGUUUUAACAAUGUCCGCUUUAUCACCAUUCUUUCAUCAUUUGCAAGUGAAUCAUACAUCGUCACUUGUGUUCUCGGUCGGAAGUAGUGAUUGGAUCGCUGUAGCAAGCAAAGAAUCUGCCGAAGUACAUCUAUGGCGGAUGGAUAGUGUCGUGCAGAUGAAGCAGUGGUUCAGUUUGAAUUCAGAGAAAUUCUUUUCUGCUAUUCUGGAUUGUGUGGUGAUGGAAUGCGAUCCGCCUGCUCGCAGAACUCAGAGAGUUACCUGGAGCGAUGAUCUCACAAACUGUUUGAUAAGAACUAAUGGAGAUGAAGAAGCGCAACAGGAUAACACUAUAAAAGGAUCUUCAUCAGAUGAAUGUUUACUGAAACCAGCGCUGUCUGCUUUGCUGGCUGAUGCUAGUUGUGAAACUGUCAUAACAGCUCUCUGUACCGUUGGAAGACCAUGCCUUGGUGACCCUUCUAUUGGGACCGUAACAAGCAAGUCAUAUGAACAAAACCAAACUUUAGUAGUUGUCGCUGUCUCCGUAGAUGACGCAAAACUGAAAAGAGUACGCCAGCAGAGCCAAAGCAGUUUGGAGACCGAAAUAAGUACAUUAAACACAAUGAAUAGAGCUCAUGAGUUUAUCGAUAUGCCACCACGAAUUGUUAGCGGAUCAUGUUCUGUCGAUGAUUGCAUUAAUUCUGGUGUAUCGCUCCGACCAUUCCUUGCUCUUUAUCAGCUUGACUGUUCAGAUCCUUUUAGUUCGCGUAAACGCUCAUCAUCCAUCCGCCAAGAGGAUUCAAAACCGACCGAAAAUAAAGUGAUGCAUUCUCCUAAUCCAGAUGAAGCAGAUUUUGCGGAAGGAGUGCUACUAAUGGACACUACUGACGAUGCAGUUUUGGAGUGGUCCGACUCUGCGUAUAGUGAGCAGUCUGGUUUUGUUGAUUUACCCUCUGGAGAAGAAAAUGAAGCGUUAGAUGGACCAUCGAAAACAGGUGCAAAAUAUGAUGAAAAAGAGGGUUACGUAUCUGUUAAUUAUAAGGCACCAUCGAUGGAUAUUUCUUUCGUGCAGUGUUUUAGGCUGCCAGCUGCAAUCGAUAAUACCUCAAUGGAGAUAUCAGCAAUCAUUCCAAUGCAAAAUAUUUUCAUGGUUAUUGUAGUUAACAACGUGGAACCUACAGUGGAUGCAAUCCAUUCAGCGAUACUAGUAUAUCUUAUUCAUUUUGGAAAAAUUGCUAUCAAUGUUCAGAGAGAGCCGCUAAAAGCUUACUACUAUAAAGAUUUUCGAAUUAUGCAGUUCUCUCUGGCAAAUAUGGAUCCUAUUCACACAAAUUCAGAAUCCUAUACCAAUAAUAAUUACUUGGAUGGUGGAGUUAUUCGUACAAUGGAAGAUAUGGUUUAUUUCAUCAAUCUUAACACGAAUAAGCUCUAUUCUUUGUGUGAUGAGAAAGUGGCCCAAUUUGCUGUUAUGGAUAGUGGAAAAGUCACUCUACUGACGAGGAAUUCAGGAAAAUUGAUAACUGUUCAAAUUGAACAAUCAAGUUCACGUAGUGCGGAUUACGAAGAAGAUGAGGACGCUGCGGUAGCUGCGUUAUUCAGCAAGAUGAAUAAUUCACAGCAGUCGGAUAUAUCAAAAAAUGCAGACAUUAACCGAGAGAUAGCGCGAAAUCUUCUGUCUAGCAGUAAUGAUAUGGCAAGCGUAAUGGCAUCAGAAUAUCUGUCGACUGCAGGUUUGCGGCGAAUAUGGAAAUUAACGAGAAGUGAUAUUGGCGGACCAGUAAGGGGUGCCACUUAUCGACUUCCUUAUCAUUCUGGUGGACAACCGGGAUACCAUCUCGUGGCUCCACCUGGCUGGAGCGAAGUACCAGCAAAUCAGCGUAUCAGAAAAUAUUUCAUCGAAAAUACUCCAGUGGAAGGAGUAAGCCGAACUUGGUUUUAUCAAUCAGAUUGUCGACGUUCGAGUGACUCGCAUAUUUUCGGAUUACUUCAUUUUCAGCAUGGAUUACGCGUUUCUCACGUUGAUAUCUUUUUGAACUUCCAUGAAACAUGUCUAGCUUGUCCAGAUAUCGAAUUAAGGUUGUACCGCUGGAAAACUAAUGCUGAUGAUGUUUCUUCAUCUUUGAAAGUACAUUCACAAGCAUCUCUUUCUGGAUGUAUCAAUCUAGAAGAAGUCGAAGCACAAUGCGAUUUGUUGGCCGGACCUUAUCAUUGCGCCGAGUAUGCUGAUCUUAAUAGCCAUUCGGCAAAAAUACAAUUACCAGGAAUUGUUUUCUUACCUCAACUUGUUAAAAAAGGUGGCAAUGUAAUCGGUUUCAAAUCGGUUUCUUAUUACCUUGUCUUGAGGGCUUUAUCUGAUUAUUCUCUUGAUCAGGCAAUUACAGCUGUGAAAACAAACGAACGAGACAAACUUCAGGCGGCAGGUACCCCGGGUAAAACAAAAUCAUCUUCGAAACGUCGUAUCGAUAACAGCGAGUCUUCCACAGCCACAACUGCGAUUGGUUUAAUUAGUCGGCGUGGAAUACAGUGGGUAGAUGAAUUGGUAAUAACAGUUGUAAAGACGAAAAGAGCAAUUGAAUCUAAUGAAAGAAUUGAAAGACGUGCACUUAUUGAAACUACGGAUCUGCACAAUAAUAUAGUGAUGUUAGCUGCCGGAAUCGCGCCGAAAUUAUCACCAGCUCAAAAAGCUCGUACAGAGGGCGAAAAGUUACAGCAACAAGGUCUUGCGAUUGGCAUUAUUGAGUGGCUGAUCGAUAACUGGGUCAAUACUUCGUCGGACACUCAUCUGUUAACUUUUGCUGAAAUGAUCAUUGAAAAUAUUGAUGCCAUUUUCGUUAACUGUUUCAUAAUUUCGUCACGGUCAAUUUCUCACAAAUGGAGCGCUACGUUGAUGUAUUUGUUACGCGCCCUUCAAAAGUCAGAUGACGCUGCUUUUUCGAAAUUGUUACAAAUUUUUUUAUCAUGUUCAAUUCGGAUCGUGACAAACUUACACGCAGUUAGGAAUGCUGGAUCCCUUCAUUGGCUAUUUGUAUUUAUUUUCGCUUUGUUGAAGAUGGCGGUGAUGAAGACAAACGAUGUGUCUUGUGGUGAACUUUUAAACACUUUGUUAAAUGCAUUUACAAAUACACUUACGUUUGUUGGUAUUGCAUGGAAGCAAUAUUGGAAUGGUUCGGUACAUGACAAAUUGGCUACUGAAUAUAACCUUAGUGGAUUGCCUAUGGAGCUGGUUAUGUAUGAAUGGCCAAGGUCGGUUCUUUCAUUAUGGCAACGAACAGCUACUGCCACUACUAAAUUGAACGAUCCGAAUGAGUUAGCACAUGCUACUGCAUUUCCACCAGCAGCACCAACACUGAUCGCUUACAAAUGGGCAUCUACUGCUGCUGGUUAUGGAAAAGGAUAUAGUGAAAUGAAACCAUCACAAAAUCCAGGAAUGAGUCGUUACGAAAAAAUUUCCACAGCCGACUCCAAGAUUCUCAAUAAGGACUGCGUUGAUGCAAAUACGAAUAUAGGCGGAUUAACUGCAGAGGAUGAAAUAGACUGGCUGACACUUUUUAAUAUUUCGACAGAUUAUGCAAAGGAAACUUCUGAAAGUAUUACAGAAGCAAGUUCGGCAAAUUUUCAACGAGAAUACAAAUAUCAAACAGUAACGACAUCCACGCAGUUGAGCGGUUUGUUGGAAACGGAGCCGCUCACAUUCACCGUAAUAUGUGCUUCGGAUCAUGUUAAAGUGGAAGACACGGAGACUGGUUUUAUAACAGAAGUUGAUUGCACAUCUGCACCAAUUGGUCAUACUGAAAAGGAAUGUUCUGUGCCACUGAGAAUUAUGGAUAUUACUCAAACAAUUUUAAAUAAAAAGUCGGAACAAAAUACUGGGAAUGAUUCCGGAGCUUCGAAACUAGAACUGCAAGAUUUAAGUGCAGAUUUGAACGCACGUAUGACGUUGAUUGCAAUGGAACAAGCGCAGACAAAAGAUGAUAAUACAGUUGGAAACGCUGAGCAGAGUUCACAAACAGUCGCGCAAGGUUUCACAACUCAGGGAUCAUCAGCAAGCACAUUUGGUAUUCCAACUACACCCAAGACUACACCAUUCAUGACCCCAACUCCUCUAUCGCCAUCACAUCUCUCACCCAUUAAUUCAGAACCGAAUCUGGUGUUUAUGAUGGAGAACGAGUGUGGG
Molecule: messenger RNA, 5190 nt
Organism: Cercopithifilaria johnstoni
Lineage: Eukaryota; Metazoa; Nematoda; Chromadorea; Rhabditida; Onchocercidae
Source: the annotation of a GenBank genome assembly